Nematolebias whitei (Rio pearlfish) is the source of this 6353-nucleotide messenger RNA. RefSeq names its product envoplakin a (gene evpla). Gene Ontology annotation, molecular function: structural molecule activity; cadherin binding. Gene Ontology annotation, biological process: wound healing; intermediate filament cytoskeleton organization. The transcript has 22 exons. Gene Ontology annotation, cellular component: intermediate filament; cytoplasm; membrane. The record is from RefSeq and is a predicted model, not a curated record. Lineage: Eukaryota; Metazoa; Chordata; Actinopteri; Cyprinodontiformes; Rivulidae. The coding region runs from base 111 to 6059 and encodes 1982 amino acids.
UAUUGUGUGUGAGAGGACCCACACAUACAGCAGGAGCCACAAGGUGAGGACGACCGAGACAAAGAAGGAGAGACCGAGAGGGAGUUUUUCUCUGCUUGACAUCCUGCAAGAUGUUCAAGAAAAAGGAUGCCCAGAAGAGCUCGAGCAAGCUCAGCAAGUCUCAGGCAGGCAACUUGGCUCAGCUGAUCGCUCAGAUUCAAAAGAAUGCCGACAGGGUGGAGAAGGAUGUCCUCCGGUCCGAACAGCUGCUGGCUGUGGACUAUGAAAAUGAAAAGAAGGAGCAGCCCUUUCAGCAUCAAGAGGAGCUUAAAAUCAAACUGGGAGAUGCCGAGGAGCACCUUAAGGAACUCUUCCUGGAUGUGGACAAAGUCAAGAAGCUCAAUCACCCACAAGCCAAAGAGAUUGAGAACGAUGUCAUCCUCCUGCACGAGCGCUGGCUGAAGGACGCUGGCGUCUACAGAGACAUCUACGAGCAGAUCGACGACGUGCAGCUGAUGCCCAGAAUCGACUGGGCACCUGCGCUCAAUCAGAAGCAGAAAGACCUGAACACGGAGGAGUUUGGUCCCACCAUGGCUGACCUGGAGAAGCAGAUCGCGGUGCACAACCUGCUGCACAAAGAGCUGGAGUCCUACAGCUCGCAGCUUUGCGUCAGCUCCGCAGGAAGCAAGGACAAAUAUUUGAGCCUGAAGAAACAGUACAACAACCUGGUGGACAACUCCAAGUGGCGUCGCCACUACCUGAACAGCUUGUACGAAUACAUGCAGGGCUGCAACAAGGAACUGGUCUUCCUGGGAGAGGAACAGGACAAGAUCAAGAAGCAGGACUGGAGCGAUCACAUGGCGGACCCGCCGGACGUUCGCAGGCAGUACGAGAAUUUCAAGAACAACAGUCUUUUGUCCCACGAGAGUGAGAUCAACAGACUCCAGGAUGAGGGGGACCGGCUCAUCGAGCUGAAGCACCCCGCCAGUGAAACAAUACAGGCUCAAAGAGACACAGUCAGAAACGAGUGGCAGAAAUUCCUCAAUCUGUGCAUCUGUCAGGAGACACAUCUGGACAACGUAGAGGAAUACCAAAAGUAUCAACUGGACACUCAGCAGCUGUCGGAGACCCUGACCCAACUGAACAACACCCUGGAGCCAAACUCCGUCAGCAAGAAGAGCAGCCCACAGACUCUGCUGCAGCUCGAGGGGGAGGAGACAACAGUAAAGAACAGCGAACAGCUGCUGGCCGACCUGAGGAGAAGGAGCACCACCAUCCCUCCUCUGAAGCUGCGCCGCAUCACCUCCAACAGACCCGUUACAGUCGAGUCCCUGUGCGACUGGGAAACCAACAAGGCUUCUCUGUCAAGAGGAGAGAAAUGCAGCCUGAAAUCAAACUACAACAACGAGAACUGGGAUGUUGUCUCCUCUGAUGGAGUUACUAAAACCUUCCCAGGAGUUUGCUUCCUGAUUCCACCUCCCGACUCAGAUGCCAUUGAUAAAGUGGACCUUUUGGGGAAUGAACUGGCAGACAUCAAGAAGAGACGAUCGGCUUUGGCAGCAUCUCUGAAGAAUAACAAGUCCAGACCUCAGCAGUCAGUUCCAGUUUCUUCUUCCUUGGACCCUAAAGCGGGGGCCCUGGCCCAGCAGCUGGCACAGCUGGACAAUGAUCUGGUCAAAGCUGAGGAGAGCACGCUGAGCCGCAUGCGGACUCCGCUGAGCCGCUCCGAUCCGGCCGGAGAUCUGGCCAAGAGGCUGCAGGAGCAAGAGCAAGCCGCGAGGUCUCUGAAGGCUCUGGAGCAGCAGAAGCAGGCAGCCCAGGCCAACAUGCAGCCUUUGCUGUCCAAAGACCCCAGCGGUACCUCCACUGGACUGCCACUCAAACUCAGCGAAACCAACAACAAGUACAACAAGCUCGCUGCACUCGCUGACCUCUACAAGAAGAAGGCGAAUGCAUCUCUCAACCUGGAGAGCCAGAUUAACAAGGUGGAUGGUCUCGUCUCUGGAUUUGAGAGAAAGCUCAGUGACGAUGGUCCAGUCCCUGAUUUACCAAAUGCGCUUCAAUCCAGCUUAGAGGAGAUUCAGCUUCAGAAGAAGUCUGUGGCAGCAGCUCAGAGUGACAUGAGAAAGCUGAGUCAGGAUCUGGAGACUACCGAACAGCUGUGUCGCUCCCUGGAGCAGGGCUACCAGGAGUACUGUCCUGACAUCCAGCGCCAGAGGAAGGAUGUCAAAGAGCUGCAGAGUCGUUACAUCAAUGUUGAAAACCAGCUGAAGGAGAGGGAAAGCAUGCUAAAAGAGGCAUCAUCUAAGAACCAGGAGUUUCAAGGAACGUGUAAAAACCUGAACUCCUUCCUGGACAACCUGCCAACGUAUAAGAACAACUGCACUGAUGAUCUGUCAGAAGUCUCUGCUAAACUCAGCUCCCAAGAGAGAGUGUUGGAUGACCUGAAGAGGAGGGAAGACGACAUAGAUAGAGUGGCUAACCUCUCUGAAGACCUGCAGAAUAUACUGAAUGAGUACGAUGGUUGUGUCAACAAGUACAACAGUACACUUGAGGACGCUGGUGCGACUAUUCCAAAGAAGCCUCGUAUGCUCACUCUCUCUGAUUCUGUUCAGAAAGAGGAAAAAAAACUAACGAAUCGAUAUGCUGAAGCAACAGCCGAAAACAUUCAACGCCAAAAGCAGAUGAGCCUGGCCAAGAAUGUGCUUUUACAAAACGAAGAAAAAGUUCAGGUGGUGGCGAAGCAGCAAGUACAACUGGAAAACCAGCAGAAGAAUGCGUUGGAGUUUGACAGUCUGCAAAAAGAGCUAGAAGAGGAAAAAGAGAGGACAGCUCACACCAUAACAAACCUCAGAUCCUUCAAAGACAGGAUGAUUUCACUUAAGAGUCGCAGAGGAGUGGAGCGGGUUGAGGAGAAGGAAGUACUGCAGUACUACAGAGACCCAAAACUGGAAAGUGAUCUGGCUACUCUAAGGAACAAACUGGAUGAAGAGAUCCUAAAGAGAACCACCACCCGGACAGAGGUUGAGGUGAUAAACAAGAAAAUCGUCAAUCUGGAGGACACUAUCACAAACACUGCUCCAAAGCUGGUGACUAGGGAAGUGACAGAGUUUGAAAAAGAUCCUCAGCUGGACAAAGAGGCUGCUAAGAUGAGAGAUGAGAUAGCGAGGAUGAGAGAUGAGAUUCGAAUGAGGGAUGGGGAGCACAUACAGAUGAAGACGGAAGUCACGAUUCUCCAGCAGAAGAGACCACCCAUCAAAGAGAAGGUGGUUAAGAAAGAAGUAGUUAAAGUGGAAAAGGAUCCAGUGAUGUUGAAAGCAGUACGAACAUUUGAGACUGAAAUUUCCGAUGAAGGCAACAAGUGCAAGCUCCUCAAUGAUGAAAUCUUCCAGACAAGAAGCCAGAUUAACGCACUUGAGAGGCUGAUACCCAACAUCCAGCCGAAGAUCAUAACUAAAGAGGUGAAAAAAGUUGAACAAGACCCUGAACUUAUCACAGAGUCGAGUAACAUCAGAACACUGGUGGAAGAGGAGAAGAUUGAAAACACCACCUUAUCCAAAGAAUUGAUGGAUCUGCAAAGCCGCUACAGACAAGUUCAAGACUGGAAGCCAAAAGUUGAGGUCAAAGAAAUUGUUAAUGAGAUCUACUGGGUAGACCCAAACACAGAAGUAGAGAUAAUGCGCCUUCGCAAAGAAAUACAAGAUUCCAAUAAACAGCGUGUUGGUCUUGAGAGGGAGAUCACACAGAUCACCACAGAGCUGAACAUCCUUCGUUCUGAGAAGCCCAAAGUGGAAAUGAAAGAAGUUCUCCAAGAGGUGAUCAAAGAGGAAAGAAGCCCUGAAAUUGAGCGAGAGAUUAAGAGGCUAAAUGAUCAAGUGAACAAUUUAUACAACCAAUAUGAAUCCCUCCAGGACAAAGUGAUCCAGCUCCGAAGAGAGAGAGAUGAACUAAAAAUGGAAAAGUCCAAGAUAGAGACCAAAGUUGUCACCAAAGAAGUAAUUAAGUAUGAGCCUGAUCCACUACUGGAGAAAGAAGCUGACCGUUUGCGCAAGAAUGUGCGAGAAGAGGCACAAUUGCGGCGUAACAUUGAAGAGAUGGUUUUUGACCUGCAAAACAAAUUCAUCAUCCUGGAAAGGCAGAAACCAGAAGAGAAAGUGGUUGUGUCAGAGGUUGUGCGUUUACAGAAGGACCCACGGCAAAUAAUGGAGCAUGAGAAGCUCAGCAAGAACCUAGAUGAAGAAGUUCUGAAGCGACGUCGGAUGGAGCUAGAGUUACAGCAAUUAAGAACCAAGCUGGAAGAUAAAAGAAGGAUCAUAGAAGAGAGUGAUGAGCGCCAAAAGAGGAUACAAGCUGAGUUUGAACUUAGAGAGAUUCGACUGCGCAUCACACAACUGGAAAAUGCCCCACCACCUGUCGAGGAGUGUAUAGUUGUUGAGGACGUACUUAAAGUUGAGCGAGACCCAAAACUGGAUAGAAUGACAAAUGGUUUGAGGUCAGACAUGGACAAGGAAACCAGCGAUAUCCUGCGUAUCCAGAGAGACAUCCGCAAUGUCACUCUAAAGCUUGAGAUUCUGCAGAAAGAGAAGUCUGGUGAGAAAACAGUGUACAAAGAGGUGGUUCGUGUUGAGAAAGACCAGGCUGUCGAAGCUGAGAGAGAUCGUCUGAGGGAGCAGGUAUCUCAGAAUAAAUUUGCUCGACAAGACCUGGAGGAUGAAAUUAGACGUCUUAAUGACAAAUUUAACUUUUUGAUGAACGUCAAAAGCAGCACUUCAAGAGAUGAGAGAACUUUUGUUUCAAAGAGAGAUGCCUUAUUGAGGGAGAAGGAAGAUUUCACACGAGAACUCAGAACAUUGGAAAUGAAAAAACACGAUAUCAGUCUGUCAUUCCAAACACAGAGUCGACUUAUAACUGAAAGAACACAGAUGAGCAGACAGAGGAGCCUUAAGAUGGAGUCAGAUGUUCAACAACUGGAGAGACAGAUCUUGGAAGAAAAAGAGCAGAUCCGUCAACGAGACAGCGCCAUUCGUGAGCUUCUGCUGUACCUGCAGAACGAAGAACAAGUAGAGACAAGAACCAAGGAAACCAAUGUCUCCACCAGAAUCACCAUUCUGGAUCCAGAAACAGGAAAAGAUAUGUCUCCCUUUGAUGCCUACAUGGGAGGCCUUAUUGAUCGUCUGCAGUACAUUCACCUUCAAGAGCUAGAGUGUGACUGGGAGGAGAUAACCUCCAUGGGUCCUGAUGGCGAGACAUCUGUCCUACAGGAUCGCAAGAGUGGAAAGCAGUAUUCUAUCAAAGAUGCACUGAAAGAAGGAAAGCUAACAGAUUAUGAUCUAAAACAGUACAAACAAGGCAAGCUGCCCAUCUCAGAGUUCGCCCUUCUGGUUGCCGGUGACACAAAGAAGCAGCCCAAGUUUAACUCAAUCCCCUCAAAGUCUACAUCAACAGUAAAAUCACCCUACAUAGACAUUUCUUCUGCUUCUGAAACAUAUCCAAUUGCCGGAAUAGUGGAUACAAACACUGACGCCUACUACACAAUACGUAGUGCUUCAGUGCGCAAACUGAUAGACCCCACCACUGCCCAAAAACUUCUCGAGGCUCAGGCAGCAACAGGUGGUAUCAUUGAUAUCAACAACAAUGAGAAAUACAAAGUUCAAAAGGCAUCAAUGAGAGGUCUUAUUGAUGACAGUCAAGUCCAGCGGCUGCUUAAUGCAGAGAAGGCUUUCACUGGAGUUGAAGACCCUGUGACUAAAGAACGUUUGUCUGUGGGAGAAGCCAUUCAGAAGAACUGGAUGCCAAAGGACACGGCAAUUCGCUACAUGGAGGCCCAGCACGUGACAGGAGGGCUGGUCGAUCCUAACACUGGUCGCAGAGUGAGCCUCUUGGAUGCAAUUGGGUCUAAAAUGAUUGACAACACAAUGCUAAGAGAUCUGCAAACUGAGGCAGCCCACAUCAAGGAUUUCAUAGAUCCACUCACAAAGGAGAAGGUCAGCUACAAACAAGCUCUGGAACGCUGUAGGAAGGAUCCAAAGUCAGGCCUACCCAUGUUGCCUGCCUCCUCCAACAACACUGUCCGAUUCUAGAAAUGUUUACCUUUUGAAGUUAUCUGGUCUGUGAAGCAUUGUGGUAAAAAUGUAAGACUAGAUAUGAAAAAAAAAGGAUUUCAUUGAAUAAAUACAAAGUACAUGUUUGACUCAUGAGAUGUCUUCUACUACAAAGCUUUCUGUCAAGCCAAAAUAUUUGCUGCUGAGUUGCAUUUGUUUACCAGACAUGUCUUGUGUGGCAGAUUUGUUCCUUUUUUUCUUUUUGUGAAUUAAUUUAAAAACAGAGUAUCACUGCUGUUUAAUCCUUAUCAUUUUUUGUUUUGGGGUAUAAUG